This is a messenger RNA of Paramuricea clavata, 7882 nucleotides long. NCBI's taxonomy places the organism in Eukaryota, Metazoa, Cnidaria, Anthozoa, Malacalcyonacea, Plexauridae. The record is from the annotation of a GenBank genome assembly.
CUUGUACAAACAUAUAGGAUACUAGUUUUGGUUAGUUUUACGGUGACCAACAGCAGCGUGUUAUUCUAGUAUAUAAGGCCAGUUGAUUUGCUUCAUUUCUUUGUUAAUUAACUUUGUAUGAAGAGGACAAGGUUAUAACUGCGGACCAAGUAUUUUCACGGAGAUUGAACUAACUGAAAACCGGGGGUAAGUUGCUAUGACUUGAGCUAAACUAACUUUAUUCUUACUGGCUAUAUAUCUAUUAGUUCUAACCUGUUCUCGCUCUUACUGUUCUGGGGACCGGAUAGCGCUAUCCAUAUCUAGGGAUAUGGACUUCAAAAUAUAUAUAAAAAUCCCUGAAUCUGGACAUAUAUAUUAAAGUUUAAUUAAAGUCAUGACUCGUUUGGCGAAACUAUAAUGACCCAUCAUACACUGGUCACUGUUUGUAACUGACAUCCCAAAUCUAGCUUCGAUGGACUCAAGGUAAAAUGUUAUUCAUUAGAAGGAUCAUCUCGAAUAAUGGGGGAUUGUAUUUGGGGCUGUGCUAGACUUGCUCCAAAUCUCUCACGAAUUCAAUUUUCAUGGGAUCUAUCCAGCUAAUUGUGAGGUCAGAUUCAUGUUUUAAUUGGAUACACCGCAUACAAAAUGAAGCCAAUUCGAGGGAGACUUCGAGCAAGUCUAGAGCUGUGCAUAAGAUUCCCUUGCUUAUCCCGUCAGUGGCAUGUAAUAUAAGAAGAGUGCUACCAGUGUAACUAUACCAAAUACCACAGAUUUAGUACUAGACCAAACAGUGAUGGUUGUUACUUAUGUUAUUGACAUCUUUGGAGAACAGUUUAGAGCUGAUAGAGCUAUCAAGUUUCUUACUGAAGUUAGCUUAGAUUUAGAUCUAGACUAUAUUUCAUAACAUCUCCACGACUUUGUUUAUAACACGGACGCGACUAUAAAUAGAAAUCCGGCUUUUGGAGGAAUGUCUGAUAGAAUACCAGCAACCAAAGAUUUACUCAACAGAGAGAUUUACAUAUAUAAUUUGUGUUCAAACUAAAUUGAGAAUUUAUAAUUCGAUUAAUCUGGCUCUAGUUGGUCUUCUUUAAUCCUUUUGUAAAUAACUUGAUCUCCUUAUUAAUCCUUGUUUUGUAUAUGCAUGGCAACCGGUACCGGAACCACAGAGAAGAGAUAUACAGAGAGGAAACUGACACUUGAUAACCUCAAUUUUUGUGUCACGCGUUCCACGCGCCACGCAAAAUUUCCCAGCCAGUGCCGUCGCUGAAAUUUCAUAGCAAAAGAAAAAACGUCGUUCGGGAAGGGAAAACGUCGUUCGAAAGGUGAAAAUCGCUUUUUUUAAAAAAAAUAUGAAAUACCCAUGGAAAUUUUGUUCAAUAAAUUAUUGUAGAAUAACGGUAAGCGAUCACUUUUAUUGAUUUCUUUUUAUUAAAAGUGUUAACAUAACAUUUUAUUUUGCAAUAGUUUCCCCCCCCCCCCUAUCUACUCCUUAUUAAAAUCGUGAAAGGCACUGGUUGGGAAUUUCAGAUGCUUAUGUAUAAAAAACAAAGCAGCAAACAGUGAUAUAAAUUCCUCAAAAUAUAACUCUCGCAUAUAAAAAACAUGUUUAAAUUACUUCAAUAAUAUGUAUAGUUUUUUUCCUCUACAUUUUGUCAAAAUUUAACAAAAUAGUGAAUUAAUAUAAUUUUAUAUAGUUAUUAGACUGAAUAUAUCGGCGUGCCACAAUUUGCCGCGUGUUUUCUCUCUGUAUAUCUCUUCUCUGUGACCGGAACCUUCGGCGGAGAUAUUUUCUAUUCGUGAUAUAGAACAGUAGGAAACACUUGACCUUUAGAAAAUAUUAAUAGUAAGGCUAGCCAAAGCUGCCCGUUGUUUUUGAAAAGUAAAUAAUACACGCAGUGGCGUAGUUGGGGCCUUGACUUUAUGGGUAUGGGGGAGGCGGUGGGGGGUUCAAGCAAACAUAAAUUCUAGGGUCUCUAGACUAAAAGCAUUUCGCCCAUCCUGAGACGAGUUUUGAAGAAAAAUAUUAACCCCGAAAAACCAUGUUUUGUCGUUGUUCCAGACAUUGCAGUUUGCUCCUAAAUUUUUGUCCAAAGGUUCAAAUUUGGUAUUUCAAAAUAUGCAAUGGAAUGACGAAAGCCAAAAGAACAAUUACACAUUUUGCCCGAUUAGCGCUAUUUUUCAGACGGUCUCGAUUGUUGUAAACGUAUUACUAUGCAGUGGAUAUGUACAUUUUCAGACACUGAAAUACAUUUUACACCAGUUAUCCUGUAUUGAGCUGAACCAAAAUAACUUCGUACAUGUUCAUCUAUUUUCAGAACUACCAUAUAAACUAAUCAAGUCACGUCCAGCUACCAAUAUUGUAGGCAGCUGAUAUGAAUCAAACAUCAGAUAAAGAGUUCUCAUUCAAGGAUAGCCAAAUAGUCUGGAACUACAUUUUCCUCAUGAUUUUAUUUUUCGCCAUUCUGUUAAACAAUAGUCUUGUGUUGACAGCCGUAUGGAGCCAAAAACGUCUCCAAUCCCAGCUGAAUGUUAUUAUCUUGGCUUCCAUGGCUUUAGGUAAGAUAUAUUCUGAGGUAUAAUAUAGACAUGUCAUCAUUUAAUCAAUCUAGUUUACCAUGCAAAGUCUCUGGUUUCAGUAAAUGAAUGAAAUCCACAAAGACAUUACAUUCACGAAGCGGCAUUUCGACGCUUCAGCUGUUUAUGGCCUUAAUCGAUCAGGUGUUACCAUGAUCAAAGCCGUUCCUUGAAAGCGUCGUACAUAAAUUUGAAUUUCAGUAUAAUUACAUCAAUCUGAAUGAUGGUAGUUAUCUAAACUACAAAAGCAUUUCCACCUUUCCGAUAGUGACGUCAUCUAUCGAACAUAAAGAACCACGUUGCGACUUUAGAUCUGGAUCAUCCAUGAUAAAGUCAUAAAGACACAUUUGACCGGAAUGUCUAACAUUCAAGCGAUAUUCGUUCUAGCCCUGGUCAGUCAACAUUGUCCCACAUCAUAAUUUAAAACUCUUCGUAUGCUCAGGGAAAUGGUUUUCGGCAAGUGAUUUGUCUCCAUUUGCAAAUACCCACGUUGCAUUCCGCACUGUUGAAGGACAACAAUUAUUAAGCAGCAGUAGCACUGAAACCAGCACUUUACUGAAUUCAUUUGCCGAAUGUUCAUCGGCAGGAUCUGAAAUAACGGAUUUCAUGAAAGCAACUUCUAUAAAUUAAUGUAGCCACCUUAAUGAAAUAUAGUUGUCUCUCUAUCUCCCUCUCCAGCUCAACUGAUCGGAGGUCUGACGUCCAUUCCUACCAACAUGGCGCUUGUCCAAGAUUUCUCUGAAGAUUCGAGAUUGAAGUUUUCCGUGGUUGUUACAACAUUCUCUGGUGUUGCAACUCAGUUCCAUUUAACUACUCUUUGUGUUGAACGUUACCUCAAAGUGGUGGACUCGAUUGCACAUGGUAACAUAAAGCGAGGUAACAUACUGAUAGAUAUACUGAGGUCCAUUGUAGUGCCGCUCCAAUAAUGCGUCGAAUUAUUAAAUGCAACAGAAUUUGGAACGUCAUUGAUUUAUACACCGCUGCACUCAUGUGCAAAACCUAACUCAUAUAUUUUUUUGCGUUUUGUGACAAUUGAAUUGGUAAUCUUGUAAUUUUAAUUAGUUGUUUGGAAUUUCAUAUAGGAUACUCGCGCGAAUACGCCCCACCGUUGUCAAUAACAAGAUCACAUCUGAUAAAAUUAAGUUUGAUCAGCGCAUGGGUGCUAUGUCGGCAUAUAGGCGUUCGGGAGGGAAAAUUGACCAAAAACAUUCUCGCUAUACUAAAAUAUUCCCAAUAUUGACAAAACAUUCCUCGUUAUUAUAUUAAACUUCCCAAAAUUUGUGUCCACAGGGAGGAGGGAUGGGGGAGAGCAGGGGGAGAAAUUUUUCAGAAACAUAUUUUUACUGCCAUUUUGAAAACGUAGCACAUUUAAUUCUAUUUCGACUAUUUUAAUACACACCGCUCUUCCAUUUUAAUAAUUUGGCUGAUUUUUAACUACAAACUGUCUAAUAAAAAAAUGAAUGGCCCUCAGUGGACAUGUUUGAUGUCUUGGUGUCUCACACCGGUCCCUGCUCCACUAAUCCCCUUCUCUCAUAUAAGGAAGAAAUUUACUUACUAAGCCUUUUCUCUACUCCUCUUCGCAAAAAAAACCCACAGUUGUACUGUUACAUUUAUUGACCUGGCUGCGUUUUUCUCUUGCUGAAUCAGACUUGCAUGGAAGAAAUAUCAUGCCCCCCCCAUCCCCAAUCAGACGUGCCAGGAUGAAAUAAGGUCUGGGACUUAACCAAUUCAGUGCUAGCACUUUCCCCUUGGCGAGUAAAUCAUCUGGCGUUAGAGAUACCAACAUAUGUAACAUUGUCCCUUAAAGGGGUUAAUGCGGCAUGGAGGAUGUAUGAUUAGUUCAAGAAAGCAGAUAUAUUUUGGAUAGUUUUUCAGGUAGUUUCAUAUUGUUCUGACACUGCAGAGUGCAACGAGCGGGAUUCAAGCUCGCAUCUUCGGGUUUCUACUGGCUGCCGCUCUACCCAUUGAGCUAUCCAGUCAUCGUGGAUUGGUAGGAAGAAAAUCGGCGGUCUAGAUAGUUUACCCGAAAAUGCGAGUUCGACUCCCACUCUCCCAAUUGUCGUUGUCGAUUUCAUGCAAUUACCUCGUACCCAGGAACUUACCCUGGGAACGAGGUUGGAUUUCAUGUUGUACUCUGCAGUCUUAGAAUAUUAAUUACGAAACUAGUUUUCAUACAUCUGAAGAUGGUUUUGAAUUUUUCAGGUAGUUCGCAGUAAUUUAUUUUCUUGGGUUGUCUUACGACUUUUCGGAAUACAUCUUCCAGAAUCCAAAUCUUAUUCGGUUCAAUAUCAGAAUGUCAUCGGCUCAUUACUAUUAUCUUUUUCUAGGAAUUGUUGUCAUAGCGACUGUUGUCGCGUGGUUUCUGUCCCUCCUGACCGCUUUGCUGUCACUGGUAGAUUUCGAGAAUUAUUCAGUGUUUCUCAUUAUAGUAUUUUUCAUACUGCCUGUUCUUUUCGAUAUAUUGGCUUAUGCUUUUCUCUGUCGCGCUUCGAAAGGACAUAAUAAAACCACAUUACUUAAAAAGGUACGUAUGCCAAAUAACUCCAUCCUAUUACGAGACUGCCAAUCUCGGGUCGAAAUCCCAUGCAGUCAAUAAGUAUUUUAUUAUACCACAAGUCAAAUAUAGUUAAACGCUCAAACUGUUGCCAGGAGACAGUCGGAUUUCAUAAUUUUCACGUGAUACGCUUUCACCUAUUCUGUGCAUUCACCCAGUGCGAUGAAGAAUACAUGAACUAAGAAAAUUGUUAUCUAGUAUUCUAGUAAGAUAAUAAUAAUAUCUAUCAGGUAUUUGUCCAACGUCAUAGGGAAAACUAUGUACGAAUACGGUAGUAUCCAUUCCAACGACCUGUGCCAGCGUAUAUAGUACCAAAAACACCAGAAAAUUGAGAUGGAUUCGUUUUAUUGUAUUAUUUCAGGUGUUUGAAUUUCUGUCCAUCUCAAUUUUCUAAGGCAAUAUCACCCUUGCCACUUGCCAGUUACUGUUUACAAUCCAACAGCUUUAUGACCAGAAGAAUCGACUGGACCAACGAGAAAGAGGGAAAAAGUUAGUUGCAUAUGUACUACAAUGAUCUAUUUUUUUCAGGAACUUCGGUUGGCCAAAUGGUUUGCAAUCUUCGCCUUAAUAUUCAAUGUUCUUUGGCUUCCUUUCGUGGUCACCAUUCUCCUGCGCGAUUACUGUGAAACAUGUGAGACGGAACGAAGCUCUCUAUACUUGUUUAUACUGUAUUUCCAGUUGCUCAGCCUGACUAUAUCUGCAGUGAUUUACUAUAAAGCCAGCCUGGAUUUCCGUUUGGCUUUCAAGAUGGUUGCUUUUGAAUUUUGUAACAUGAUUGGCAGAAACGCGAACUCGGAUCCUUCACCAGAUGUCGCUAUGCACGACGGUACAAUACCACGUGUCUCCAAUGAUCACGUCAAAUCAAACGCCCGUCAGAGUGAAUCAUCUUUUCGACAUUCUCAAAGCGAGAAUUCUCCUUCGAAAGCAGAACACGAAGAAAUGCAUAUUGUGCCUUUUGAUCAGGCAAAAUAUUUUGGCGAAAAAGACGAAAAGCAGGACAAUUUUCACGCUGAAAAUGAAGUUAAUGGAGGAAUGUCACUUGAUGAUGAGUUUGGAUUCCAUGACAUUGACAUUGUUCCUUACGAUCAGUCUUGUUGAAGCAUAUUUUACAGUUUACACGUUCACGGCUAUCAGUAGAAGCAAUUCUGGGCUGUCAGAUAUACUACACACUGCACUAAAAAUAAAUAAUAAACACUUUAAGAUUGACGUUUACGACAAAGCGCUAACAAGUCUGUAUGUUCUGCAUUUGACCUCCAGUGUGCCUGGUUUUCCCAGUCGUUCGAUCUGGGCCAAAUAAAUGUUUACAUUCUUUUAAUCUAAAAAAUAAUAACUCCCAAAAUCACCAGAAAAAAAACAUUUGGAGAUAUUUUCAUACAAUCUAUACAUAUUACAAUUAUGCUGGUAACUGGUACGUUGCUAUGGCAACUACAUAAACAAUUACCAACUGUACCAAGUUUCAUUUAAUUUCGUCCAAUCACUUCUGAGAUACUACCUAUUUUUUCCUAUUCUUGCUGCCAUCUUAAGCACAAAAACGUACAAAACCCAUCGUUUUUUGAGAAAAAUUAGUGUCAUUAGUGUGCAAUUUAAACAGAUUUAUUAAAAUACAUUUCAAUUUGGUUACAACAUAAGAUACUAACUAAAACAAAAACUGUGAACUUAUAAUUAGUAAAAGAGAAUGUAGCAUCAACAGUGGCAGACCCUUCGCGGAAUAUUGGGGGUGAUUUUCAAAUUUUCAAUAUGUAUGUCAAAGGGGUGUCCGUUUCAAGGUUAUAACUAUCAAUUCUGAUUGUUUAAAAUAUUUUAUCAGUAUAAGACAGCCCAAAACAGAUUGUAAAAAAUGUGUAUAAUGCAUUGUGGCAUCAUUGGCUACAUUGUCCAGAAAGAUAUACUGCUUAAUGAUAUUGCUAACUUUAGCUUAAUUAAGUUUUAUUUAAUAAUCGAUAUCAUUAUUUAUUUAACUUACAUUUGAUUUAACUUACAUAUUUGAGUUAGAGUGAACUUGUCGUGCUGUUAGCGUUGUAUGUGAUAUGACAAAGUAGGAAAACUUCAGUAGAUGUGUCACUAUAUAAACGUAAGACUAAAUUUGAUCCAGGCACGAAGAACAAAAUCCAUAACCACAGCUAGAAAGAGCAUCUUAAAAUUUAAUUAGUAAAAUCGGAAACUAGUUUGGUUGCGAAAUGUUGUAAAAUAAGGAAAAUAUAGCCCUGUGAAGUCGCAAAUUUUGUAUAGAUUUGUAUUACACGCGGUAAAAAUAACCACUUUCGGCUCAAAAAUGGUUAUUUUUCACGCGCGUAAUACAAAUCUUUAUUAUAUAGUAGAGAGUGAGAUACUGAAAAAUACACAGUGAGAUAUUUUCCAUAUCUUCACUAGUGAAGAUAUCGAUCACGUGACUUUUUCCAAUUUGCUUUAGAGCGUGAAAUUUCACAAUUUUUUGCUUGGGACUAUAUAAUAAACAGAACAUUACACGGUGGCUUGAAGAUGGCGGUGGCUUGAUACACGGUGGCUUGACUUUUAUCUUCUUGUGUUAAAAACAAUAUUUUACUCACUCGUUGCGCUCGUUCGUAAAACAUUAUUUUCACCACUCGAAGAUCGAUAAAAGUUAUAUCUUCGCGCCUCCGUGUGAUAUCCUCUGUAUACAAAAUUUGCGAACUUCACAGGGCUAUAUUUUCCUCAUUUUACAACAGUGGCGGAGAUCUUGGUGGGGCAGGGGGGGGGGGCGCCCCCCACCUUCCGGAAAAUUGACGAUUUUUCGGAAAUUUUGAUCUAAAAGAGGGC